AUGUUUCGCCCUUCUCAAUUUCCUGCUAGUACGAACACCAUCUAUCAAACAAUUCAACCAACCGCCAAUAAUAUGAACAACAACAACGCUAUGGUGAUUACUCAUCCUUUUCAACCAUCCACCAUUGAUGUUCAACAACAUAUAAAGGUUUAUAUCUUUGAAAAGAAGAAAGAGGAAAUUACCUCUUGUUUGGAGGAGAAGGAUGCUCAAUCGAUCCGAAGAAAUAUUGUGAGCCUUGCAAAAUUCGGUUAUACCGAAUUGAUCCAAUACAUCACUGAAAAGUGUGGAGUUAAUGCUGAGAAGGCCAUCAUCCGUUACCUCGAUGAUGAAAAUCAAUGGGUCGAUGUUUCUAGCGAGGAAGAAUGGAAAUUUGCCGUUCAAACUUUCCAAUCAGCAAGAAAGAUAAGCCACAAUCGUCCAGUACUCAAAUUGGCAAUUGUUCAAAUUAAAUCUGAAGAGCCAAAGUCUCAAGAACAAGAAUGCCCAUUCGUACGUUGUCACAGACGGAGAAGAGCUGGAGUUUGUCCUUUCAAGCAACAACAACACCGUAGAUGUCCCUAUCUUUUCAGAAAGGAUGAAAAUACUGGUGAUGCUGUUUUGGAAUUGGAUGUUGAUGUAAACGAUUUGAAGAGUGGUAACAUUUUGAAGAAUUUGGACAAGGUUCAAAUGCCACAUUAUGGUGUUACUUGUGAUGGAUGUGGCGAGUAUGCUUUUGUUGGAAGAAGAUUUAAGUGUGACCAAUGCCCAGAUUUUGAUUUUUGCGAAAAGUGUUACGAGACUGAAACUUCUAACCAUUACGGUGGUAACCAUUCAUUCACUGAAAGAAUCGCUCCAGGUAGAAGCUAUCUCAAUCGUUUGUUCGAAGGACAACAACAACCAGAGAGCAGCAACACCACUCCUGAAGAAGAGACCGUUGUUGAUAAUCAAUUGUACGAAAAGACUGUCGAGGUGGAACCAGAAGUAGUUGCUGAGGAGCAGCCAGUGUCCGUUGAACCAGUUGCUGUCGAACAACCUCAAGUUGUUGAGGAGCCUGAAGUGGUUGAACCUCCAGUCGUUGUCGAACAACAAGUUCCAGUUUCUAGAAUGCCUCACCCUUUGAACCCUGUCUUUAUUCAAUCACCAACAGUACCUGUGCAGCAACCAAUUAUUGUUCCUUAUAGCACUGAAUUGAACCUAUUGAAAGAAAUGGGCUUUUUCGAUGAACGUCGCUGCCUUGAAUUGUUGAAGAAGUACAAUGGUGACAUUCAGCGAGUAAUUGUUGACUUAUUGCACUAA
Naegleria lovaniensis is the source of this 1275-nucleotide messenger RNA. RefSeq lists its product as uncharacterized. Bases 1 to 1275 code for a protein of 424 amino acids. NCBI's taxonomy places the organism in Eukaryota, Heterolobosea, Eutetramitea, Acrasida, Naegleriidae. The record is from RefSeq and is a predicted model, not a curated record. The transcript has a single exon. Gene Ontology annotation, molecular function: protein binding; zinc ion binding.